CGACGAUGAGUGGUGUUGUAUGCAGGAACUCUUCUGCUUGUGUAGACAAGUGUUUCUAUAGUUGUGUUUGUUGCACUUUGUUAUAUUACUACUUGUAGGUAUUCCAAUAAAGAAACAUUCGUGAUGGUGCCGGUAGUUUGGUUCUUAGGUCAAUACGGAAGAUGCGGCUUACACGUUGUAAUACUUUUAUUAUUCGUUGCUUAUGUUAUGUAAAACAACGAGAACAACUUCCAAGAGACGGCAACAAGAUAUUAGAGAGAUUGUGAAUAUGGCAGAGAGCGGAACAGAGUCAAAAACUAUUGAUAAUCAAAUGAACAAGAGUCAAAUGGAUGUCAGCGAAUGUCUUGGCAAUUGGCUCAUUUAUUUGCAGACUCUCAAUGGUCUUUGUACGGCUGGUACUAAAUUGGCACAAUCUCUUCAAGCACUUUUAUCCGUACAUGAUACUGUUGCUCAGUAUCGUUUGUCUGGACAAUGCCUUGCUGGUUGGGAAGAAUUAUCAAGAGCUACAAAUGUUGCCAGUAAUACAGUUAAAAAUCAUGUGAUCGCUGCCUUAAAGGAUCAUGAAGCCAGAAAUAACGAAGGAGAUAAACAUGACAUUCUCAGAGACAAUUUGUUAACAUUUAUUAAUUUGCAAUAUCAAUUUUGUGUGGCCUGUUGCGAAUGCCUUGGUGGUAUGGCCGAAUGUUCUUGCUCACAGAGUGGUAGUGCUGAUUGUGAUAUAGCUGCGCUUCAACAAUGUUUCGAAAGAUUAUAUAGAUCACCAAUUUCAUCUUCCACGACGCAGCAACCGGUACAAAAUUGUCACAGAUCACCUUUACCAUAUCCGUUGUUUCCUCUGCAGGUCCAGAGGAGAUGGUCUGAGACAGCCGCAGCAGAUAUGUCCGGAGAAUCUUCAGAAAAUACUAUGAGAAGAUGGUCUAUGCCGUGGGAUUGUCGUCAUGUCACAGAAUGGCCGCGACAGGAAGUUAGAUCGAGACUUAAAGUACCCCAUCAAGAUCGUAGUAGAUCUACUACACCCGAUUCCGUUUGGAAAGCCUCUGCAAUGGCUAGUCAGGAUGGUCUUCGCGAAGCUAUUCAACUUCUUUCUUGUAAACCAGGUAUAAGGCCAUCGAAUCAGUUAUCGGUUUACACUACUCAGCACAUUCCUGGUGUGACUUUAACUACAUGUAAUUAUGAAACAAAUUACGAUUCAACGAUUUGGCCUGAAUCACGUAGAGUAUGUUCACCAAGAUGUUGGCCACACGAUUCUCAUUCGAGCGAUCAUUCCGAUCAAUCUGGACAUCGUGACAGCGAUCAAAGUGUUCACAGUGGAGAUCAUAGAGAUUCAGAGCAGAGUGUUGCUAGUGGUAGUGGUUAUGGGGAUAGCAAAGAUAGCAUUCAUUCUCAUAGCGAUCACAGAGAUAAUGAACUUGGAACAACGGAGGCUUUACCAUCGCGAAAAAGUAGUUCUUCGACCGACUCUUGUGUCUCUGCUUAUAGUCGCUCUGGUUCUGAAAGUGCUGGCGGUGGGGAAUGUUCAAGGUCUCAAUUAUACUGUAUGUGGAGCGGUAACGAUGUACCUUUCAUUAAAUUACCAGAAAGCAGUGAAGUGCAGGACGAACAUCCGCCGACCUAAAGUGUGUGUUAUUUUCUACUAGCCCCCCCUCCCCCUCCACCCGGUUUCAUGUAAUUUGAUAUCGUGUCGACGAAUUAGUGAAUGUCAAUUUCAUUCAAAACACUUGGAACUUAUAAAACAGAAAUAUCUGUAAAACUAAAUGGUCAGACAAUGUUUUUAAUGUAGCAGAAUCACAUAGUGAUUCGACGAAUUCCAUUGAUGACAUUUACAUGUUUGAUAUUUAAUGAGCGCAGUAUGACAGCGGGUUUUAACUUUUAAUGACUCAUAUAGAUUGUGGGUCUAUAUAAAAAGAAAAGAAAAAAAAAAAGGAAAAGGAAAAAAGAGAAAAUAAAAAUAAAAAUAAAGAAAAAGAAAAACAAACCAAAAGAAAAAAAAAAAAAAAAAUCACAUAACUAUUGUUAUCCGUUAUUCUUUCAUAUUUAUACUCCAAACGAAAGAUUAACUAAGUUCCAAAAAUAAAUUUAAUCGAUUGGAACUUAUCAAAGUAUGAAAAGACUAUGUGAAAUUUGUUGUAAUAAUAUAAUUACGUUAUUGUCGUGAGUCGAUACAUUUCAGUGCAAUAAUGAAACAUAUCAUAGCUCAUAAUUUAUUACAAAUAACAGUGCGUAUCGUACAUUGUGUUAAUUAGUAAUGAUUUUGUAAUUAAUGCGAAAGAAACGCAUUAUUGAGCGAAGAUGUAAUAAAUUCGUAAAUCAAUAAUUUAGUUUCGUAUUCGGCAGUGUUACUCCGAAAUGAGAUACGAGAGGAGGUACAAUAAAGAGAGAGAGAGAGAGAAAGAGAUAAAUAGAUAGAUAAAUUAGCCGAAUAGUAUAUUUGACGUAUUUACAAUUUUAUUCGUAUGGCACAGUAUAAUUGAUAAAACAUACGAUUCGAUAAGUCGGUAAAUUAAAUAGAUAUUCGCGAGAAAAGGAGGUCGUUUCAAACGAGUUAAGUGAUUCUUUUUGAUAUGCCGCUGCAGUCAUGUACAGAGACGAGUCGAACCUCUAAAAUAUUUCCUUAUCGAACAGGCAUUACUUCGUGUUGCCUAUUCCACCGAUCCAAUUCGACUUUGGUCGAAUUCGUUUUUCCAAAAGGAACUUUAAGUCCUGGACGAUGCAUUGACUUAAAUAUUCAUUAAAUAUUUCUUAAAAAUUUUUUUCCCUUCUAAAGAAACCGAUAGUCCUUUUAAAAUUCUUAAACGCUAAGAGGAUCACACUAGAGGAUAAAUAUUCUCUACCCGGUGUUCCUUAUAUAACAAGCCCUUUUUGUUAUAAUUGCACCGUUAAAAAAAAAAAAAAAAGAAAAGAAAAGAAAAGAAAAAAAAAUUGAAGAAAAAAGAAACAACAACAACAACAACAACAAAGUUCCUCUCCGUUACGGAUCAACUUGUAAAUUUUGUCUAUCGUUGAUUAGAAUCAUCUCACAUUGGGAAAACAAUGAUGGAUUUUGUUGAAAUUGCACUUUACGCGAAUAUUUCGCUUAGUUCGUACGACCUUUUUUCAAUUUUCCCUUCGUCAUCUAAUCGAUCUCAUCCUCCGUUAAUUCAUCUUCGUCCUGACCGAAAUCAUCGUAUUGAUCCUUCAGGUCAUCCUCCUCUUUAUCCAUUGGACAGUGAAUACACCUGGAUUCAUUGAUCCCGUAAUUGAUGCACGUGUCACCAAUACACUCGCAGCAGCCAUCGUGGAACCACCUAUAGCUGGUUGCACCCAUACUCUGACAGGAAGCUCGACACUUGUUCCAAGAGUUACACUGUGCCAUGAACGCCACAGUACAGUUCACCGUCAUCACGUUUGGCUUCAAAGGAUGCAUCUCUUCCUCCGCGGUUUCUGUAUCAAGCACAUAUAUUCCGAUACAUUAUAUUAUCUUCAAUUAAGUGUCGCAUGUUUUUUCUGUGUCUUUUUUUUUUUUUUUUUUUUUUCUUUUUUUUCUGUUUCUUUUUUGUUUAUUUUUCUACUUUUUCUUAUUUUUCUUUUGUUCGAUCUUUAAAUUGAAAACUUUUACAGAUAUUAAUUAUUAAGGGAAAAAAGUUUUCUUAUCGGACACUCACGCAUGUGAUAUUUGAUUUCUUUUUCUUGCUUCGGCGCGAACAAGGACAUAUCAAAAUCCACCGGAUAGGUAAAGGUGAGCCAACGUUCGUGCGGAUCCGGUUCUGCUGUAAGAGCUUGGAAGAGACCAGGUACCGGUUCGCUGAAAUCUUCCACGUGGGAUUUUUUGCUUAACGGGUUGUCCGUGAUGUUCGGCUUUGGGCAAAGAUCUUUAAAAACAUCGAUAGAAGGAAUAUUCAAUCUCUGCUGUUUAUAAUCAUUUUAUAUUCUUUUAUAUAUUCAUUUUUAAAUUGAUUGAAAUGAUUUUUCUUUAGGGGUUGGCGACGAUUCGGGAAGGGGAAGGGAGGAGCGACGACGGGGGGGUUUUUUCUUUUUUUUUUUGUUUCGUUUCUUUUCCUUUUCUUUUCUUUUCUUUUACAGAACUUACCGACGCAAGAGCAACACUCGUCGUAGAGGUAGCUGAGACAUGAGAAACACUCUUUGCAGCAGGCACAGGUGACGAGGUCGCAUUUACAACUUUGAGUGAGCAUGCACUUACUAACGACGCUUGCACAGAUCGCUUCGUUGCAGGCUUCCGAGUAAUCCGUUCUAGUCGCCAGGAGAAGAAUUCCGAUGGUAAACGCGGUGAUCAGCGCGCUCCGGCACGUCAUCGUGUUCUGAACAAAAUUCGUGAAUGGAAUUCAUUAUUUCCACGAUGCGCUAUAAACAAGUCGAUGCCAAGGAAGAAAGAAAGAGAUAGACAGAGAGAAAGAGAGAGAGAGAGAGAGAGAGAGAAAGAGCCAGGCAGUUCGCGUCUUUUUCAACGUUUCGGCCGACGACACACGUUGAUUACGACGAUAACGCUCGAUUAAGAUUAUUAAGAAUAUUCAUGAACGUGAGUCAGAACUUUGUGGUGAGAGAGAGAGAGAGAGAGAGAGAUAAGAGAGAGAUUGUACGUGUGAGAGCGAAAAGAACGAAAAUUUCAGUCCAACGCGAAUACUGGACUACGCGUUAAACCGAAGUCCGAUUGCGUCGUACUUUUCAACUGUCAUAGGAAAAUCACUUGUGCGCGUGCGAUUAUAAUUAAAAUUAUACUGCGAUAUGUUUAUAUUAUCUCAACGUAUAUUAGAACGAACGAUAAUGAUUUUAAAUUUAAUAUUUCAUAUAAUUCUUUUAAUACUUUUCUUUUUUCUUCUUUUUAAUUUUCGCAGAAUAAAAUUACUCGCGUGUUACGAGUUGAAUUGCGUCAUAAUUAAAACUAUAUUGAUAUGUUUACACUUUCUCGUCGUAUAGGAGAUCGAAUGAUCUUUAUAGUAAUGAAUUUCAAAACUCAUCGGUUGAUAUUUAUAUUUUUUUCAUUGGACGUGAGAACGAAUGAAAAAAUUGUUUUAAAUUUAAUAUUUCAUUUAUUUCUUUCAAUAUUUUUUCUUGUUUUUGCAAUUUCUUUUUUCUUUUUUUCUUUCUUUCUUUCUUUCCUUCUUGUAACCAUCACAAAAUCACUUUUUUGUAAACAUCACACGCGCCUGCGUUCAUAGUUUUCCAAUUAUAUUGAUAUAAUUAAAAUUUUUUCAAUUUAUAUGAGAAUGAAUGAAAAUUGUUUAAAUUCUACGCAUGUUUCGUAUUUAAUUCAAUACUUUUAAACUGUCUUGAAUAUCGAUUGUGUGUGAUCGUAAGUUAAAAACUUAUCUCUUAAAUCUACAUUUUCUUGUGUUAUAUGAGAAACAAAUGUAUGAAUCGUUGAGAUAUCGCGCUUUGUAUUGACACAUUAUUAUUAAGAACAUUCACGAUUAUUAUUGAUUUUUCAAAUAACGAGGAGUAAUCGAGAAUGAAACAUUUAGAAAAUAUGAGGUCGCAGAAAUGAUCGCUGAUGAAUCGCGCCGUGAAUCAGUAAAUCGCAUGUUAAAUCGCACACACGUUAUAAUCCAAUGCAAUACAAUUACGUUGAAUACAGUUGUAUCUUUCUAAGGUGCCAAUUAAAUGUCUAUUUAUAUCGAGUAUAACCACAUUUUAUGAUAUAUAUAUAUAUAUAAAUAUAUAUAUAUAAAACAAUAAGGUGAAUCACUAACUCGAAAACAUAUAUGCGCGUGACAGGAAUAAACAAGCGUAUUGACGACGGAAUAAAUUUAUAUUAAAAUUCAUUUCGAUUGAGAACAAAUUGUCAUAUUUUACAUACAUACUUCCGAGAAUAAAAUGAAAACUCCGUAGACUGUAUAAGAGUUUUCGUUUAGACACGUAGUCUCGAAGACAUUAACGGGACGACUAACAGGACCGGCGUUUAGUUCAGCUUUUUCAAACCUGGAUCCCCACUUUAAUUUUAAAAAGGUUCCAACGUAAACCGAGAGACGGUGUCGCACCAUUGAAUGGAGUGGAGUAGUACAACUUUUACGAUGAUGACGACGACAAUGACAACAACAAUCACGACUUUCAACCAAUUAUCGAAUAUUCUUCUUUUAUUUUAGCAUGUCUAAUGCAUUGAUCAAUGUGCUACCCCAUUAAUCUUUACCCUUUCUCUCUCUUUAGCAACCCUUAGAGAUAUAUAAGCGAUUGUGUACUAAGAAAGAGUAAUUAUACUUGAUUUUGAAGUGGCAGAAUAAUAUUUAUUGCUGGAUUAAUGAUUAGAAUUAGAUGUUUCUCUUUCCUUUUUUUUUUUUUUUAUGAACGAUUUAAUUUGUAUCCUUCGUGAUUAUACUUUUCUUAUAAACAUAUGCUAAUUUCAAAUCGUUGAUCAUUGUAAUGAAGAAGAGUUUAAAUCAAUGACGUUUUAUCGUAUAUUCUUACAGGUAAAAUAGUAAUUAGAUUGUUUACGUUGAAGACGCGCCGAUGCGUAUCCGAUGGCUCUAUAGAAAUUCCAUUUCGAUCGAAGUAUAGACGUUGUCCGUCAUCGUCAUGGACAGACGCGUGCUUGUUAGAGCCUCGCCUUGUUCUGGCCCGAGGCGAUGGAAUAACUUCAAUAACAAACGGCAAUCGACUCCAUGGAUGAAAGGCAACAGUAAUGUUUAUGUGUGUGUGUGUGUGUGUGUGUGUGUGUAUGCGUGUGCAUGUGUGUGUAUGUAUAUACCUAGCGUGGUCGCAUAAAAUGCGAAUAGGCGAAGGACCGCAGUCUGUGUUUCUCUUUUUAAUCCUUAAUAAGUCGUUUAUAUCAAAUGAUCUACGAACAAUAUCAACGAUGUUUGAUUUCUAAGAAUCGAUGCGAUGAUUUUUUCAUAUCAACCAGUUGGAUCCAAUUCAUAGAAACAAUUAUUUUUCUAACAGUUUCAUCUUCGGAAUCUUAUUACGGACAGAUUAGAAAAGAAAAAAAAACAAAAAAAAAAAAAAAGAAAGAAAAGAAGCAAAAGAAGAAGAAAAAGAAGUGAAAGUUCAUUGUCAAAGUUUCUGAAUAUUGAAAAAAAAAUCUUUCUGGAUCGAUCGGAUCUCUCGAUCUGGAUGCGAUUGGAUCUCUCUCUCUCUCUCUCUCUCUCUCUCUCAAGCGCGCGCGCGCGCAUUUAAUUACUUACCUCUGAUCUCGUAGAGAGACGGUGCGCAUUUGGAUUAUAUCGAUAUUUACCUUCCACAUCUAUCGGCGUAUUUCCAGCGAACAGGAGCCCGCUCGUACCAGUUACCUACGCGUGAGAAACUAUUUUAAGAGCGCGCAACCGGUUCGCGUUGCGACUGGUACAAGACAUUUCCUUCGUGAGCCGCGGCGUCUUGACUGUUGAAACUCAUGUCUAAGAAGAACUCGAAGAAGAAGUGGUUCCUCAAUGGAGGACACUGGGGACCAGGUAAAUCCUUUGGAAUAUUUCUUAUCGGUUAAACCAUUGGAAUUGAUAGUAUCGUUAGACCGAACGAUAUUGAUCGUUUAUAAAAGUAAAUUCGGAGUUUCGUUUUUCUUUUCCUUUUUUUUUUUUCCUUUUUUUUUCCCCCUUUUUUUUCUCUGUUUUUUCUUUUCCCUUCUUUUCGAUUCCUCUCUUAUUCGAUAAUUUUCUUAUUUUUCUUCUUCUUUCGGUAUGUUUUUCUUAAGUGAACUAACUCUCACCCAUCGAGUAACACCGUUACGACACUUUGCUCGAUACGCUGUGCUUUGCGACACUGCCUGUUUGCUCAUUGAAAAAAUACAACUGGUGAACGGAGAUUACGAAGGAGAAGAAAAGGAGAAAAGAAAGAAAAAGAAAAGGAAAUGGAAUAAGAAGAAGGAAGAGAGAAAAUCAGAGUUUCAUUAUUGUCGAUUGAAUCCUAAGGUUGAUGUCCUGGGGUUAAAGAGAGACAGAGAGAGAGAGAGAGAGAGAGAGAGAGAGAGAGAGAGAGA
Molecule: messenger RNA, 7900 nt
Organism: Vespa velutina
Lineage: Eukaryota; Metazoa; Arthropoda; Insecta; Hymenoptera; Vespidae
Exons: 10
Coding region: 203-1615 (470 amino acids)
Source: RefSeq, a predicted model, not a curated record